UCACUUUCACUGAUAAUACACAUAUAGAUCCCCUCUUUCACUAGAAUCAAGAUCUUGCCUUUCUUAAGCAAUGUAAUUAUCAUUUCAUUUCAUUUCAAAAUGAGAUCUUCAUCGAAACUAACCUUCUUUUUGUUGAUAACAAUCUGGGUUUUCUCUAAAACCUGUAAAGGCCGCGUCUUUACCUUCAAGAUGCACCACAGAUUCUCUGAUUCAUUCAAGAAUUGGUCAGGUUUGACCAGAAACUGGCCCGAGAAAGGAAGCUUUGAGUACUACGCAGCAUUGGCUCAUCGUGAUCAGAUGUUAAGGGGGCGUAGACUCUCUGAUGCUGAUGCAUCUUUAGCCUUUUCUGAUGGGAAUUCAACCUUUAGAAUCAGCUCCUUGGGAUUCUUGCAUUACACAACAGUGGAAUUGGGGACACCUGGAGUGAAGUUUAUGGUGGCACUUGACACAGGAAGUGAUUUGUUCUGGGUGCCUUGUGAUUGCAGCAGAUGUGCACCUACUCAUGGAGCUAGUUAUGCUUCUCUGGAUUUUGAGCUUAGUAUAUACAACCCAAGAGAGUCAUCGACAAGCAAAAAGGUCACCUGCAACAAUGAUAUGUGUGCACAGCGUAAUCGCUGCCUUGGAACAUUCAGCAGCUGCCCUUACAUAGUCUCUUAUGUCUCUGCUCAAACGUCUACUUCUGGGAUUUUGGUAAAGGAUGUUCUGCACUUGACAACAGAAGAUGGUGGACGAGAAUUUGUUGAAGCGUAUGUCACAUUUGGUUGUGGCCAGGUUCAAAGUGGUUCAUUUCUAGACAUUGCUGCUCCCAAUGGUUUAUUUGGGCUGGGGAUGGAGAAGAUUUCUGUUCCUAGUGUCUUAUCUAGGGAGGGAUUAAUAGCAGAUUCUUUCUCCAUGUGCUUUGGACAUGAUGGAAUUGGAAGAAUCAGUUUCGGGGACAAGGGUAGUCCUGACCAGGAAGAGACCCCAUUUAACAUUGACCCAGCACACCCAACCUAUAAUGUUACUGUGACUCAAGCUCGAGUAGGAACCAUGUUAAUCGAUGUAGAGUUCACAGCUCUUUUUGAUUCUGGGACUUCUUUUACAUACAUGGUCGACCCAGCCUAUUCAAGGGUCUCGGAGAAAUUUCAUUCACUGGCACGAGAUAAGUGGCGUCCACCUGAUCCCAGGAUUCCUUUUGAAUAUUGUUAUGAUAUGAGUCCUGAUGCAAAUGCAAGUUUGGUACCCAGUAUGAGUUUAACAAUGAAAGGAGGAAGGCAUUUUACUGUCUAUGAUCCAAUAAUUGUGAUCUCCACUCAGAACGAAAUUGUAUAUUGCUUGGCCAUUGUCAAGAGCACAGAACUCAAUAUAAUCGGGCGUAAGCAUUGCCUUUUUAUGUGUUUAUAAAUAAGAAAAUGAACGUGUGUUUCAGUACUAAAUCAAAUGAAUGCUACACUGAUUUAUAACAGGCACAAGUUUGAAUUCUUUUGUGAAGCAGUCCAUGGUUUAGGAAAAUUAUGAUUUUCAAUCAAGGAUAAAUUCUAAUUUAUUUCAUUUCUCCUUUUCCUAAUCAAUACACUAGGAAAUUCAACUUCUAUUUUUGAAAAUAAAAGAAUGAUAUGCUCUUAAAUGAAUUAUAUGAAUUC
Populus euphratica (Euphrates poplar) is the source of this 1622-nucleotide messenger RNA. Its product is annotated as aspartic proteinase-like protein 1. Gene Ontology annotation, biological process: proteolysis. Gene Ontology annotation, molecular function: aspartic-type endopeptidase activity. Lineage: Eukaryota; Viridiplantae; Streptophyta; Magnoliopsida; Malpighiales; Salicaceae. Bases 100 to 1383 code for a protein of 427 amino acids. The transcript has 8 exons. The record is from RefSeq and is a predicted model, not a curated record.